AUUUGAUUGGCUCUAAUGCUUGCGAAUAUGUCAAAUGUCUAUGUUCUCUGUCAAAAAAAUCAAAAUUUGUGGUAGUUAUUACUGUUUGGGUUCGGUGUUUAGUUAUUGUUCGGGGGCUGUUUUUUCAAUUAAAAAUUUCACGGGUAAAUCUUUGUUGUCUUUUCUUUUUCUAAUUGUAUCAGAAUAGCUUUUUUAGCUGUGAAAACCGGAAGGGAUGUCUUCUCAGUCAGACUUUUUACCUCCAGAUGUUCAGAAUUUCCUCUUGGCAGAAAUGGAAGGGGACAAUAUGGAUAAUCUAAACUUUUUCAAGGACGAACCAACUUUGAAUGAUUUAAAUUAUUCAAACAUCCUAAAUGGAUCAAUAGUUGCUAAUGAUGAUUCAAAGAUGGUUCAUCUUAUUUUUCCGGGAGUACAAACAAGUGUCCCAUCAAAUGAUGAAUACGAUGGUCCAUAUGAAUUUGAAGUAGAUGUUCAUCCCACUGUGGCAAAAAAUUCGUGGGUGUACUCUACCACCCUGAAUAAAGUUUAUAUGACAAUGGGCAGUCCAUUUCCUGUAGAUUUCAGAGUAUCACAUCGACCCCCGAACCCAUUAUUCAUCAGGAGCACUCCCGUUUACAGUGCUCCCCAAUUUGCUCAAGAAUGUGUUUACCGGUGCCUAAACCAUGAAUUCUCUCAUAAAGAGUCUGAUGGAGAUCUCAAGGAACACAUUCGCCCUCAUAUCAUAAGAUGUGCCAAUCAGUAUGCUGCGUACUUAGGUGACAAGUCUAAAAAUGAACGUCUCAGCGUUGUCAUACCAUUCGGUAUCCCGCAGACGGGUACUGAAAGUGUUAGAGAAAUUUUCGAAUUUGUUUGCAAAAAUUCUUGCCCAAGUCCUGGAAUGAAUAGAAGAGCUGUGGAAAUAAUAUUCACUUUGGAGGAUAAUCAAGGAACUAUUUAUGGACGCAAAACAUUAAAUGUGAGAAUAUGCUCUUGUCCAAAACGUGAUAAAGAGAAAGAUGAAAAGGAUAACACUGCCAACACUAAUCUGCCGCAUGGCAAGAAGAGAAAAAUGGAGAAGCCGUCAAAGAAACCCAUGCAGACACAAGCAGAAAAUGAUACCAAAGAGUUUACUCUGACCAUACCGCUGGUGGGUCGACAUAAUGAACAAAAUGUGUUGAAGUAUUGCCAUGAUUUGAUGGCCGGGGAAAUCCUGCGAAAUAUCGGCAAUGGUACUGAAGGGCCGUACAAAAUAGCUUUAAACAAAAUAAACACGUUGAUACGUGAAAGUUCCGAGUGACCUUAUCAAUUCUAUGUAUAUUUCUUAUACAAUUCCAUUUUCAUAUUUCCAUUUGAUAAUAAGAAACAUUUUAGCACCUUUUAAUCCUACACUGCAGGGAAGUCAAUAUUUCUUUAGUUUUUUGCAUGAUAUUGUUUGUUAUAACAUUUUUUUUUU
Molecule: messenger RNA, 1432 nt
Organism: Leptinotarsa decemlineata (Colorado potato beetle)
Lineage: Eukaryota; Metazoa; Arthropoda; Insecta; Coleoptera; Chrysomelidae
Product: cellular tumor antigen p53
Biological process (GO): apoptotic process; regulation of transcription by RNA polymerase II
Cellular component (GO): nucleus
Molecular function (GO): RNA polymerase II cis-regulatory region sequence-specific DNA binding; DNA-binding transcription factor activity, RNA polymerase II-specific
Source: RefSeq, a predicted model, not a curated record